AUGCGAUCUGGAAUUAGAGCAGACAGGGCAGAUAGACAGACACAGAUAUUCGGUUUACUCUACAGGCUCAAGAAAAGCUAUGCCUGUGUCUACAGCGGUUUAUCUCCUAUCUCCAACAUCUGUUCUACUGCUGCUGCUGCUGCUGUCAAUUUUGAACAACGGGCGCUUGUUCGGGUUUGGGGAACAGACGAGUUAGACGAAACCAAAACCCGCGAAAACUCCGGGACGUUGAUUUUAGAGCAAUAA
Molecule: messenger RNA, 246 nt
Organism: Morchella sextelata
Lineage: Eukaryota; Fungi; Ascomycota; Pezizomycetes; Pezizales; Morchellaceae
Exons: 5
Coding region: 1-246 (81 amino acids)
Source: RefSeq, a predicted model, not a curated record